ACUGAUGGGAAGCAUUGAACAUUCCAGAAGAUGGCGGUAAUGCAACACUAAGGAUGCAAGCUGCCGCUAAACCCCAAAGAGGAGGAAGAAGUCGCUGCUCGAGCCCUCCAUGCGUCUUCCAUAGACAUUUAAUAUGGAAUUCAGAAAUAUACAGUGUAUGGUCUCUUGUCAUACCUGUUGAUAGUUUGGAGGCGGGUUGACGGGUUGAACAAGGGGAGUCUCUGAGGAAAGCUGGGAGAGAUGAACAGUGAAAACUUCAGCCUGGGUGAGAAGAUAGUGUCAACCUCCUACAUUCGACAGGGGAGGGAGGCACGUCGUAGCCAUGAGCAGCUCAUCAGACACCUACUGGAGCAGGGUAAGUGUCCAGAGGAGGGAUGGAGCGAGAGCAGCGUAGAGCUCUUCCUGAACGAGCUGGCUGUGAUGGACAGCAAUAACUUCCUCGGCAACUGUGGUGUAGGAGAGAGAGAAGGCCGGGUGGCAUCCAGCCUUGUGGCGAGACGACAUUACAGGUUGAUCCAUGGCAUAGGUCGCUCAGGUGACAUUGCUGCUAUUCAGCCCAAAGCUGCAGGAUCCAGUCUGCUUAACAAGCUGACCAAUUCAGUUGUGUUGGACAUCCUAAAACUCUCAGGUGUCCGGAGUGUGGCGAGCUGCUUUGUAGUUCCCAUGGCAACAGGAAUGAGCUUGACGCUGUGCUUCCUGACCCUUCGUCAUCGAAGACCCAAGGCUCGCUACAUCAUUUGGCCUCGCAUCGACCAGAAGUCCUGUUUUAAAGCCAUGAUCACAGCAGGCUUUGAGCCGGUGGUGGUGGAGAAUGUUCUGGAGGGGGAUGAGUUGCGGACAGACUUGGAAGCAGUUGAGUGCAAGAUCAAGGAGCUUGGAGCUGAGAACAUCCUGUGUGUUCAUUCAACUACGUCCUGCUUUGCCCCGCGGGUUCCUGACCGGCUUGAGGAGCUGGCUGCUGUGUGUGCCAAACAUAACAUUCCCCACAUAGUGAACAAUGCAUACGGAGUGCAGUCGUCCAAAUGCAUGCACCUUAUACAACAGGGAGCUCGAGUUGGAAGAAUUGAUGCCUUUGUACAGAGCUUGGACAAGAACUUUAUGGUUCCAGUAGGUGGCGCCAUUAUCGCUGGUUUUGAUGAGUCCUUCAUACAGGAGAUCAGCAAGACGUACCCAGGUCGAGCAUCGGCCUCACCUUCCCUCGACGUUCUCAUUACCCUUCUCACUCUGGGAGCCAGCGGCUACAAGAAGCUCCUGUCAGAGAGGAAGGAGAUGUAUUUGUUCCUGGCUCAGGAGCUGAAGAGUCUAGCCUCUGCACACGGGGAGAGAUUGCUUCACACCCCACAUAACCCCAUUUCACUGGCCAUGUCUCUGGAUGGUCUCCAGGCCGACAGCGACAAGGCGGUGACUCAGCUGGGCUCCAUGUUGUUCACCCGGCAAGUGUCAGGAGCCAGGGUGAUAGCGCUGGGCAAGGAGCAGACCAUAAGCGGACACACGUUCCGGGGCUUCAUGUCGCACUCGGAGGCGUACCCCAGUCCUUACCUCAAUGCUGCCUCAGCUGUGGGGAUCACGAGGGAAGAUGUGACACUGUGCAUCAAAAGGCUCGACAAGUGCCUGAAGACCCUUAACAAGGAGGGAAGUCCAGCGAAAAACAGUUCCGCAGUACUUCCAUCGUGCCAGGAGGACACUACUGAAGAAUGACUGCCUGAAAUAAGAAAACUUUGACAAGCUAAGGAGACCAAUGUUCUCUGCUUAGUGUGAGCUCUAGGCUCGGCUGCUGCCUGAAAAUCCUCAUUUUUAUUUUAUUUAAAUUGUCAGUGACACAAGCUUAUGUCCCUGAUUAAUUCCCCACACUGUGAUUGUGUGGUAUGUAUUAGAAAUUGCAGGACACAAGCUAAAUCCAGAUGCUUCUCAGGAGCAUACGGUUAAUCAUCGCUGAUCACUGGAAGAUAAACCAAAGCCUCUGCAAAGAUUUACAUUGUUGUAUGUACAUUGAUUGUUGAAAAUACUUGACUUAUAGAUUUUGGAUUCAAAAUAGAUUACGGAUCAACCAUUUACGGCGUGUCCUUCCUGUGUGUCAUGUCUCUUAAUUAAACACCUAUCUAAAGCCGCAGUGCAGUUGUGGGA
Messenger RNA from Etheostoma cragini (Arkansas darter), 2124 nucleotides. RefSeq names its product Sep (O-phosphoserine) tRNA:Sec (selenocysteine) tRNA synthase (gene sepsecs). Gene Ontology annotation, molecular function: O-phosphoseryl-tRNA(Sec) selenium transferase activity; tRNA binding. Gene Ontology annotation, biological process: conversion of seryl-tRNAsec to selenocys-tRNAsec; selenocysteine incorporation. NCBI's taxonomy places the organism in Eukaryota, Metazoa, Chordata, Actinopteri, Perciformes, Percidae. The record is from RefSeq and is a predicted model, not a curated record. Bases 241 to 1698 code for a protein of 485 amino acids. The transcript is spliced from 12 exons.